AUGAUUCAUUCGGAUAAAACAUUUGUCAUCAAAUCAGUUUCAGAUUAUUACAGUGAUACAAUCUAUCAUCUUAAAAUGGACAAAGACUGUGACACAAUUGAUUUACUUUUCAAUCAAUACGGUAAUCAUUUCACAGUUGAUCCUCUCCACUACAAACCGAAUAAGAAGUAUUGCAUUGCAACAUUAACAAACGAGAAAACAGAAAUCACGUUAAAGAAGUACGAUUAUUCAGAUUCAAGUUACAGCAUGUUUUUCUCAGAUACAUUCAACAUGGAAGAAUCGUUUGAAAUCAGUGAAACAAAAUAUAAAUACAAAUUAUAUUCAAUGAUAAAGAUAAUUACAAAGAAUAAUUGUAUUUUCCCAUAUUGUGGAAUUAUAUUUGCAAGAAAAUCCAGUUCAACAAAAUCAAAUAUAUAUCACAUUGAUCGAUUCAAUUAUUUAUUUGAAGAAAAGUCUCUUGUUCGCCAGAUUUUUGUUUCACAGUUAGGAUAUAACUCAUUUAGUCUUCAGAAUUAUGAAGCAACAACAAUCAAAGUUUCCAAAUCAGAUAAACUCAACACAUUUGUUGUUUUUCACUCAAUACAAUACAUAAAUGAAUCAUCAAGAAGAAUUAUUUCAAGUUGCGUCAUGAAUCCAGAUUUCAUAUCAGUUUUUAGUGGUAAGCAAAACAUUGAGUUCACAGUUUAUCAAUUAGCUAAAGAUUGUAUUGUUAGUUAUGACAUUAACUAUUUUGAAGAUUUUUAUUUCUCAAAUUCAGAAACAAUGCAAAACAGUAAAUACUGCGUCAUCCAUUUAGGAAUCGACGAAAUGACAACAAUAUUGUUCAAAGAUUCAAAAACAUCUGAUUUGAAUUCGUUUUCAUAUUAUGAUUCAUUUUCUAUGGAAUCAACACCAGUUAUUAUCAAUGAUGAAUUCACAACAAUUGAAGACAAGAAAUCAUUUAUUCUCGAAUACAAAGUUGGUGAAGGAAAUCCAUAUGGCCAUGCUGGCGUCUCAUAUACAACACCAAGAUAUGUUUAUGAUAUAUUGGAUUAUCCGGAAAAAAUCAAGGAUACAGAAUCAAAGCAAAAUAAGACAAAUACAAAUACUGAUGAAACAUCGAAUCGUAUUAUCUUUAUUUCAGCGAAAUUUGGAAGAAAUACUGCAAAAAUUUCAAAAUAUGAUGUGACAAAUGUUAUUACUCCAGUAUCAUCUGGUAAAAAUGUGUUUGUUGCUUUCUUGAACUAUAAUGAAUUCACUUUCCCAGGAAUGGAUGACAUCAGAGAGGUUAUUAUGCCAAAGGGAUCAUUCAAAGUGAAAAGCAACAAAGAUAGCGGAAUUCUCGAAUUCGUUGUCUUUGCUCUUGAAAAAGGUGAAUCAACAUUAGAUUUCAUCAUCAACCAAGACAAGAAACAAUAUCUUAUUGACACUGGAUACAAAUACUUCAUCUCAGAUCAUUUAGUUGUUUUCAUUGGAUCAGAUGAAUAUGACGUUACAUCAUAUAUUUCAUAUCAAAUCUCAAACAACGAAAACUUCCAGACAGAGAUAUACUUGUCAUACACGAUGGAUGAUAAUCCAGACAUAAUUAAAGGAUCAAAAUCGUUACAUAACAUCGGAUUUGCAAUUUUUAGGAUUAUUUCUAAUGAUGUUUAUAAGAACUCAUUCAUUGGAAUAUCAUCUAUCACAACACAAAAGCAAAUUGAUAAAUCUCAUAUAAGCGGUAAUUUCCAUGUUUCUGCAUAUCCUCAUAUUUUCACAAAUUCAACAUCACUUUCUUCACACGUUUCAUUACGACCAGAGAUUUUCAAUCCAAGAGUUUCGAUAGUGAGUGAGAUGAGUACAGUCAAGAUCAGUCGAAAUUCAUUGAUCAUAUUCGAUCCAUCAAUCGGAGAAGAUUAUUUCAUCACAGCAGUUUCCAACGGCGUCAAAAUCAAUUUGACAGAGAAGAAGACACAAGCAAUUGUCACAAAGAAAGAAACAGAGAUCAGUGUCAAAAUCAUCAAGAAAGACACAAUCAACAGGAUUCCUAUGAACAUAUACAAACUCGACUAUCUUCAAGAGAAAUGCAACAGAAUGAUUAUCUCCGGUGGAUCAGAAGACAUCACAUUGUGCAGUAAAAACAUGAGCAAAUCAAUGAAAUGCACACAUGUUAUCUCUAAAGAUAACAAAACAUGCAUCUUCAAAUCAUUCAGUUCUAAGUAUUCUAGAUCAGAAAUUAAAUCAAAUAAAAUCAACAUCGUCGAAAUGUUUACACCAGAUGGAACACCAAUCAAGCAAUCUAUGGCAGAUUCAAAUCUCUCAAUCAGUUCAUAUUUCGUUUCUGUCAUCAAUCCACCAGAAGACAUCGACGAACAAGAUUUCUACUUUUAUGCAAACAUGAUAAACAAAAACAAUGAAAAAGAAACUCCAUUCAGCAUUCAGAAUGAUGAAAUCUACGAAUUCGAAGGCAAAUCGAAUACUGGUGUUAUUGCUGGCUGGACAAUCUUCUCAAUAUUUGUUAUUGUUGUUAUUAUUACAAUUAUUGUUAUCUAUAUACAGACUAAGAAAGUUCAUGUUGUUAGCUAUGAUUUCAGUGAAUCAAGAGAUUACUCAGAUAUGUGA
Messenger RNA from Trichomonas vaginalis G3, 2580 nucleotides. RefSeq lists its product as uncharacterized. NCBI's taxonomy places the organism in Eukaryota, Parabasalia, Trichomonadida, Trichomonadidae. The coding region runs from base 1 to 2580 and encodes 859 amino acids. The transcript has a single exon. The record is from RefSeq and is a predicted model, not a curated record.